Molecule: messenger RNA, 704 nt
Organism: Teleopsis dalmanni
Lineage: Eukaryota; Metazoa; Arthropoda; Insecta; Diptera; Diopsidae
Product: signal peptide peptidase-like 3
Exons: 3
Biological process (GO): membrane protein proteolysis
Cellular component (GO): lumenal side of endoplasmic reticulum membrane; Golgi-associated vesicle membrane; cytoplasmic side of endoplasmic reticulum membrane
Molecular function (GO): aspartic endopeptidase activity, intramembrane cleaving
Source: RefSeq, a predicted model, not a curated record
ACUGGAUUGCUUAUUUAUGACGUAUUCUGGGUGUUUUUUUCAUCGUAUAUAUUUAGCACAAAUGUUAUGGUAAAAGUAGCUACACGACCAGCGGAUAAUCCAGUUGGUAUUGUGGCGCGUAAAUUAAAUUUAGGCAGUAUUGUAAAAGAACCACCGAAAUUGAACUUACCGGGAAAAUUGGUUUUUCCAAGUAUACAUAAUAGUGGUCAUUUUUCAAUGCUGGGUUUAGGUGAUAUUGUAAUGCCGGGGCUUUUGUUAUGUUUUGUGUUACGAUAUGACGCAUAUAAAAAAUCUCAAGGUAUUACAUCAGAUCCUACAUUGUCACCACCAAAGGGAGUCGGAUCUAAACUGACAUAUUUUCACUGUUCCUUAUUGGGUUAUUUUUUGGGAUUACUAACAGCUACUGUGAGCUCUGAAGUGUUUAAAGCAGCACAACCGGCACUUUUGUACCUUGUUCCAUUUACGUUAUUACCAUUGCUGACAAUGGCUUACCUCAAGGGUGACUUACGUCGAAUGUGGAGCGAACCUUUCAUUGCACAUCAACCAUCAAAACAACUGGAAGUCUGAGUGUUUUUAUGUAAUUUUCCUUGUAAUAGUUUUCCUUAAGUUUAUCAUUUAGGAUGAGACUAAUAUUUUAGCUAGUAACAAAUGUUUUUAAAUUAAUUUUUAUUGCCUUUUAGUUAUUCGUAUUAAGUUUUAAAAGC